AUGACUGCAGUUUUCCGUUCGUUAAUACUGAAAAUCGCUGAGAUAUUAACAAUAUCUAUAUUAACAACAUGUUACUUCGCAAAUGGUCUCUGCAAAGAAAAUGAUGACACCGUGGCAAAUCUAACGGGGUCAAAAGAAAUGCUAAUCAUGCGUGCUACGGUAUACCAAGUUGGCAUUCUUACAAAUAGAACGAAUGAAACUUCCGAUUUAAGCACGGGUCACCAAGAAGCGCUUACAAUUUAUCAUAAUAACGGAUCAAGUAUUGAUCUAAGUAAAAUACCAGCUCCGUUGAUGACUAAUGUAACAGCAGAAAAAGUAGUCGGCGUGGCUCCCGUGUCUAACGGCUCCGUACCGUGGACCACGCUGCAGCGUCUGGUGGCCGCACCCCAUCUUCAAGGAAGUUCCAAUGGCCCAGAUUCAAACAUCCGAAGUGGUAAAUCAAAGCGCGAGGCGAACAAGACCCCCGUGGAAAUAAUAAAAGGUGCUGCCGUUAUUCCUUCAGAGGCUGGAAUCAACUCCAUAGCCUUACCACCCCUACUCACUUUUAAUAAGAACUUCUCAACGAUACCUGUCCCAAUACCGAACAUGUCCGUUGUUAGUUACGCUAAAGUCAAUACAUUAGUUCAUUCUCCUUAAUUUAUUUUAUUAUUAUAAAAAUGUCAAUCGCUUUUUUUAGCUGCUUAAGCAAGAUUUUUAACAGCUUAAGAUGGAAUGCACAUCCGUAGAGCGUCUGUUUUGAUAACAACUCAAACGCACGAAACGUUGUUGAUCAAUGUUUCUGAUACGUACCGCUAAGAUUUGUCUCUUCCGGCGCCCGUGUUUGCUGCCUCGUAUUUAAUUGAAUUAGCUUGAAGGCAACAGUGAACAAGUAUUAGACUAAUCUUCUAAGUCGUAGGCAAGCCUGCUUUCCGUAAGCCAUGAUCAUCAAGUGCCGUUUCAAAGUCUAUUUUACAAUAAAACACUAUGCUUUAUUUAUUUUGGUACUUAGGAAAAAAGUGGCGCGGUGCGUCCUUUGAGUCUCCUUCGCAUUUUGUUUUCGGCGUACCAAUUUCAACCGUAGGUAUGUCUGAGUUUGAGUUGUUAUCAAAAAACUUCGGUUUCAUUCUGCUUGGGUAUGUAAUGUGUCGGCUCUUAUUAUUAAAUCAAAAUAUUUGUAGAAAUAGGGAUGGGCGCACAUUUGCUAUUAUAGUCUGAGCAAUUUUGUUUCUUUUCAGUAGCUUGGGAGGCUAAUUUUCUAUUUAUGACUAAAUGCAGGUGAUUAUAGGCUAUGAGUGCCCAGCCUAAUUGUUCCGAGAUAAGCGAGCAUUCCGAGUGUAUGCGAUAUUAAUCGCAAUUGACAUUUUCAUCGAGCAACCCAGUUUUAUUUUUCCAUCCGCUAUUACGGACGGAACAUUUUUUUUAAAAGAUUGUGAAGUUUCAAUUAAAAAUAAGGGGGUGUAAGUUUUUUUGAAAUUAAUUCAUAACUUUCAGUAGAAGUAACAUGUAAUUUUUAACUUUAAUUCUUUAGAUUACGCACAUUAUUUAGUACUGAAUCAAAUAAAGUUGAGUUUAAAUAUUAA
Messenger RNA from Maniola jurtina (meadow brown), 1559 nucleotides. RefSeq lists its product as uncharacterized. The transcript has 6 exons. NCBI's taxonomy places the organism in Eukaryota, Metazoa, Arthropoda, Insecta, Lepidoptera, Nymphalidae. The record is from RefSeq and is a predicted model, not a curated record. Bases 1 to 636 code for a protein of 211 amino acids.